AUGGUCAACAUAGUCGGAGUAGUUUUCCUCUGUGGAAUUGCGCUUACUAGCGCCGUACAAUUGAAGGAAGAGGAUGUCCUGCCGGAGAUCCAGGGCGUCAGGAAACUCAGAUCCUUGGGACUUCAGAUUGCUGGUUACAUACCGGAUCUUAAACAGGAUGAUAUAAGCGUGCUGGACACAGGAGUGCCAACUCAGGAUGAUCUGGUGUGCCUCAGUGAUUUGUCUGCCUUGAUGGCGGGGCUUCAAAGCGGUCAAUACUGGGCACUGAAAAUGUUCGAUGCCUGGGGCUCCAUACCCUCGGGUCUGCUGACCGGCAAUAUGUACGAUCUUGGCAACUUUGAUGAGUGCUUGAACAUCAAGAAAGAGACCAGCCUGGGCAGAACCAUCCGGGGGAAGUACUGUUUCCUCUCAGUGUCUCCCGCCAAGGCUCUGGGCCUUAACACUGGGAUCUUGGGCCGCUUCCAGACCGCCACCUGUCUGCCGGCCUCCUGCUCGGCGGCCCAGAUGAACACGUUUGUGGGUCAGACCCUGAGGCAGCUGCUCAACGUCAGCAUUCCCAGCUCCGUAAUGAGUAUCAGCGAUAGCACCUGCCAGACCAGUGAAAGUGAACCCUGGGAUGGACUCACCAUUUUCAUGAUAGUGAUCUUAUCGUUUAUGGGCUCUUUGGUGGCUUUGUUUACCUUGUGGGACUACUGUCUGGUAAAGAAUCAGGAUCAGCUUCCAACCAUUGUCAAGGUGUUCUCGGCCAGGGCCAACUCCCGGGCUCUUUUCCGCGUCGUCCAACCCAAUUCGAAUCCGAAUGUUAUCGACUGCCUCAAUGGAAUCCGCUGUUUGUCACUCGCUUGGGUGGUUUUUUGCCAUCAAUACGUGAAUACUCUGUAUGCGCCAAAUCUUAACUUGUUUCAUGCUUACUCGUGGGCGGAGACACCAUAUGCCAGCUUUAUUCUGCAUGGCUUUUUCUCGGUGGAUUCGUUCUUCGUUCUCGGCGGUUUGUUGGUAGCUCUGAUUACACUGCGAAUGAUGGACAGGACCAAGGGCAAACUCAAUGUUCCUCUGAUGUAUCUACACCGCAUAAUCCGCAUCGUUCCGCUUUUGGCAAUUGCCAUGGUAGUCUCUUUGAGAUCGAUGCCCCUUAUAACACGCGGUCCUCUCUUAUACAAUGGGUAUUCACAAAAGGCAGAGUGUGAGAGGAGUUGGUAUUUAACCUUGCUCUUCGUGAAUAACUACACCAAUGAUAAGUGUCUUGGUCAUUCGUGGUAUCUGGCGGUAGACAUGCAAAUGUUCCUUAUCUCACCGAUCCUGCUCAUAGCUCUCUAUAAAUGGGGCAAGAAGGCAGCUGCCGGUAUCUUCGUACUCAUAGUACUGCUGUCUGGCUGUCUUUUUGCCACCAUGAUGGUUAAUAACUACUCGGUGGUGUUGAAGCAAUUCUCUUUGGAUUCGAUGAAGCAUUUGUACUUCCCUACCCAUACACAUGCUAUGCCCUGGCUGGUUGGUUUCCUCUUCGGCUACUUCCUGCACUUGAAUAGGGGAAGGAAGUUCCAGAUGAGCUGGUUAGCCGUGUGGUCAGGAUGGUUCCUCUGUCUGGCCAUGAUCUUCACCUCGAUCUUUGCCCUCUACCCGGCGGCCCAGUGGAGUCCUCCUACCUUUCCCAUAUUGUCGGAGUCCUUCUACUACACCCUCACCCGAGUGGGUUUCCCGAUGGCCCUCUGCUGGGUGAUCUUUGCCUGCAUGCAGGGAUACGGAGGACUGGCCAACAGCUUCCUCUCCUCGCCCCUGUGGCAGCCCCUGUCCAGGCUCUCCUACUCCGUCUACAUGUGGCACAUGUUCAUCCAGGAAGUGAAUACCCGAAGUAUGAGGACGAAUUCCUACUUCUCGGAUUACAGAACGAUGCUCAACUUCUGGUCAACCUUCGGCAUCACCUUUUUAUUUGCCUAUCUGAUGCACCUACUCAUUGAGGCGCCCUUUGGUGGACUUGGGAAUUUCCUGGUGCCAAAAAAGAAGAGCCCUCCGCUCGUCAAACAGAAAUCGCAGAUAGACGAGAAUGAACCUAAGAACGUGGAGGAGCUUAAGGUGAACCCACCUGCACCGCCUGCAUAUUAGCUUUAAGACGACCCCGCCAUCCUAUUAGUCUUAGUAAAUUAUAUAAGUUAAAUUUAGGUAAAUAAAUAAAUUGCUGCUAUUUAA
Messenger RNA from Drosophila biarmipes, 2184 nucleotides. Its product is annotated as nose resistant to fluoxetine protein 6. The record is from RefSeq and is a predicted model, not a curated record. Lineage: Eukaryota; Metazoa; Arthropoda; Insecta; Diptera; Drosophilidae. Gene Ontology annotation, molecular function: acyltransferase activity, transferring groups other than amino-acyl groups. The coding region runs from base 1 to 2100 and encodes 699 amino acids. The transcript is spliced from 9 exons.